Lathyrus oleraceus (garden pea) is the source of this 393-nucleotide messenger RNA. RefSeq lists its product as uncharacterized. Bases 1 to 393 code for a protein of 130 amino acids. NCBI's taxonomy places the organism in Eukaryota, Viridiplantae, Streptophyta, Magnoliopsida, Fabales, Fabaceae. The transcript has a single exon. The record is from RefSeq and is a predicted model, not a curated record.
AUGGUAGAUGCAAAUUCAAUUGACACUCCAAUUCCCACAAAUGGAAACUUGGACAGGGGUGAAUAUGGUAAGGAUGUUGACGUCAAAAAGUAUAGAGAUAUGAUUGGAUCAUUCUUAUAUCUUAUUGCAUCUAGGCCUAACAUUAUAUUUAAUGUAUGCAUGUGCGCUCGAUAUCAAUCUGCUCAUAAGGAAUCACAUUUAAAAGCUAUAAAAUGCAUCCUUAGAUACCUUCGUGGUACUUUUAAGUAUGGGCUUUGGUUUUUAAAGGGUAACGAUUAUAGUUUGGUUGGUUACUCUGAUUCCGAUUUUUCCAGUUGUAAAUCGAAUAAGAAGAGUACUAGUGGAAAUAGUCACAUCUUUUCAAAUUCCUUAGUUAGUUGGCAUAACAAGUAG